AUGUUCUUGUCUUAGUGAAAUCUCAAGGCCAGUCCACUUGUGAGGAAUUCGAUUGGUUUCUUUAAGGAAUGUACCAAACGCUGCAGUAUUAUCGGACUGCGUGUGAUCUCUUUCAUGCGGCAUUUUAUCGCUGUGGAUCUUCAAAUCAAAACUUUUCAUGACUUGAAAGAACGAGUCAAAAGGACUUUCAUUUAAACUCGAAGAAGUAUCGGCAGCUGCUGAAACCGAGAGCGUGACAGCAGGAGGUUCAAGCUGGUGAGGUUCGGAAGUAUGUCCUACAGUGAUCAGACUCCACCCAGCACCAGCAGAACCAGCAACACGAACUCUGGGGCUCAAUAUGCUACCGCCGCUCUGGGCGUAGGUCUCAUUGCUCUGGGGAUUGUCAUGCUUGUGUGGAGCGUGGUGCCAUCGGGGUCGGGAAGUAACAGCUCCAAACCGGAGUCUGGUCCAUUUCGGAACACCUCGUCUGUUUCAUUUGUGCUGACGGGCGGAGGCAUGGUGUUACUUCUGCUGUCUGUGUGUUUGAGUUUACGGAACAAACAGCGAGCGGCCAGGGGGCAGGUCGGCAGCACACCCGCAAAUGCCCAGGAGGGGGCUACGCAGGAGCAGUUAGCUCAGAGUUACAUGGUCCCCAGUUACGAGGAGGUGGUCGAGAGUGGCAUGUACCCCAUCACUCAAUCCUCCGUGCGGCACAACAGCGCCACCCAGCUGCCAGCCUAUGAGGAGCUGGUUGAAAAUCAACAAGUCGAGGAUGGUUCGAACCCAACGCGCAGGCACUCAUCUCAAACCGAACCCAGUGCCGGAGUGGAAAGACGCAAAAACAGCCGUCCUGGUCGCAAGCUGAUUCCCCUCAAGCUCAGACGCAUCAAGUCUGAGAACCUGAGAAGGAAGAGUUUAAGCGAUGCCCCACAGAGCUUUGUUUUCACCAUCGAACCCCUCACGCCACCCCCGCAGUAUGACACUGAGCCCAUCCCACUACCACCAGAAACACAACAGUGACGGUUUACACUAACACGGUUUGGUGAAGUGUGUCUACCUCCUUUAUGAAAUCCUCCUGCACUGAGUUGCGAUGUCUCAACUUCUCUAGAGUCGAGGAACAGUCAGCGAUGCAAAAGAUCAUGGGACAGCAGUAAGGGUAACAACUCUGUGGUAAUGCGUUCCCAUAUAACAUUAUGUAUUCCUAUUUUGGUUGUACUCUUUCUGUAAGUGAACCCAGCAGCUGAGAAAGCUGAUCGAAAGAACACUGAUGGCGAUCCACACAUUUAAACCAAACUGGAUUUAAAAAAGUUUACUGAAAAACUGGUGGUAUUGCCAUUAAACGUGAAACUGAGCAUCCAAGCUGUACAAACCUUGAUUUCACUGGAUGUCCUCAAACAUUUUCAAAGAGACUUAACUGUGAGUCACAUUAGCACUUGCGUUAUUGCACAAAAGAAUGUGUGUUUGUGUGUGUUCUGGGGGGAUGAGUUCACAUUUUUUUUGUACUUAAAUUUAUUGUUUGUAUUGGUUUGUUUUGGCCUUAGACGUGUGUGUGUGAAAGUACGAUUGUUGUUAUUCUGGACCUUGUUGCCAGAGUGAAAGACUGUGAGAUCAUCAGAAUGAUUAUCUCUUACGACACAGAGAUGCUCUUUGACCCUGCAGCUGCGUUUUGUAUCACUCUUACAAACACACAUCCCUCUUUCACUAACUUCCAUGCACAAACACUUGGUCUUUUCAUCCCUCUGUUUUGUUGCUGAAAACAUCUAGAUGAUUUGUAUGAUGAGAACUGUGUUUAUUUAUCCAGUAUGAUUCGAGCACUACAUCAUCUGUCUUCACUGCUCCAAACACUCCUCAAUAUCCACGCCCAUAUUAAGACACAUCUGGUUAUAGCUGAGAACAGAGUCUGGAUUUUCUAAUGAGACUGCAGGAAAAAAAUAUGCAAAAUGUUGCUGAAUCUCAUGUGCAAUUAAUUGAUCUGAUGUAUGUUUCUUGUGCUGAUUUAUUAUAUUUUCUAGUUUUGUAUUUCCUGUUGUAAUCUAGUGUUGAAUAGUCAAAAAAGUUAGCAAUUUAGAUGUUAUUUAUCUCCAUUAUCCUAAAUUAUUUGCGUUAGGAGGAACGGUUAUUGUAUUGAAAAACCGAGAGAGGUCUAUAUCCAGAACAUUUCGUCAAUUAUGUUGCUAAAAAAAUGAAAAUGUUAACGAUCAUUUUAGUAAUAAAGUUUGUUGACUGAUA
This is a messenger RNA of Triplophysa dalaica, 2208 nucleotides long. RefSeq names its product transmembrane protein 51a (gene tmem51a). The coding region runs from base 271 to 999 and encodes 242 amino acids. The record is from RefSeq and is a predicted model, not a curated record. The transcript is spliced from 3 exons. NCBI's taxonomy places the organism in Eukaryota, Metazoa, Chordata, Actinopteri, Cypriniformes, Nemacheilidae.